AUGUCGCGUGUACGUCACUGGGAGGCACGGCCGCACCUGGAGGGUAGGUGGAUAUGGGGCGUGAAGCAGCUGGCUGUACGUGUGCAGAGCCGGUCAGAGAUGUAUGAAACAAUAGCAUCGUCGCUAAGUUAUCUGACCUUUGUACUAGCCAAGUACCCGGAUGUCCAGGAAAAGGUGCGUCAAGAGGUCGUCGACACUAUUUCUGAGCAGCGGACCAGCGUGCGAGCUUUCUCCAAGCAAAGCUUCUGCUCAAUCGACCGUAGUUUCAACCUCGUCAAGAGGGUAAACUGGACUUCGAGACUGUUACAAGAAGACUUGGUUUACCUGGAACAAGUAAUCAAGGAAACGGUGCGACUCUACCCUCCUGGUCUCACUUUCGUGACGAGGCAAGCCAAAGAAGACUUCACGUACAGGGGUACCCAGUUCAAGGCCGCGACGUGCUUCAUGGUGCCGCUAUACCAGAUCCACAGGGACCCACGCUUCUGGCCUGACCCUCUGCAGUUCAACCCUGAAAGGUUUGGCGCCGAAAACGAAGCCCACCUGAUAAAAGUGGCGUAUAUGCCUUUCGGCUUGGGUCCGCGAAACUGCGUCGGCAAAAGCAUGGCCACGCUCAUUCUCAAACUGGCGAUGGCGAAGCUGCUGCUCCAGUACCGCCUGGAGCUCGGCCCUUCACAAAUGGGCGAAAUGCAGAUAAAUUCACGUGCGAUGGUGUCGACACCUGAGAACGGCCCGUGGGUCAUCAUCCGCCACCACAACAGGCACCGAUAGCAACAUCUGCACUCGAACAUUCUCCAACGAUCAUACCACCCAUGUAGCAAGACUAUAUAUCGAUAGGAUAAUGGUUCUGCAUAUUUUGAGAAGUGAGGCGCGACGGCGACAAAUGACAGAGGGAAUACAUACACACACUC
Rhipicephalus microplus (southern cattle tick) is the source of this 908-nucleotide messenger RNA. Its product is annotated as cytochrome P450 3A24. Gene Ontology annotation, molecular function: iron ion binding; heme binding; oxidoreductase activity, acting on paired donors, with incorporation or reduction of molecular oxygen. Lineage: Eukaryota; Metazoa; Arthropoda; Arachnida; Ixodida; Ixodidae. The record is from RefSeq and is a predicted model, not a curated record.